Molecule: messenger RNA, 2291 nt
Organism: Procambarus clarkii (red swamp crayfish)
Lineage: Eukaryota; Metazoa; Arthropoda; Malacostraca; Decapoda; Cambaridae
Product: zinc transporter ZIP1
Biological process (GO): zinc ion transmembrane transport
Cellular component (GO): plasma membrane
Molecular function (GO): zinc ion transmembrane transporter activity
Source: RefSeq, a predicted model, not a curated record
CAGGUGGGCAUUGUUAGCAUUACUGCUAGUUCAGACAGACGGGCUCGUUAUCGCGGCGGCCUGACUACUGCCCCGAGGGUUGGCGGACACAGGCAGCACACCCUACACCAGUAGGAGCCUAGUACUCACCCCAGCAGGAGGGCCGCAGCCUUCCCACUACUACUGACGUGAAUGAUAACAUUUGUGAAUCUGUGUUCAUUUGAAUAUCAUAGGCGAUAGCAAGUGCUAAACACCGGUACUGGAAGGUAUUGUGCUGAGGUACCACCUGGUACUUGGACAUGGUUUAGAGGGGUGGUGCAUAACCCAUAAACCUGAUCGAACCUUAGUCACCUGAGCCUCCAGGGGCACAGCCUCCCUCACCCUCAAGAUGGAGGUGAAACAAAUGCAGUUCCUGGUGACCGGGAUGAUCUUCGUGUUGACGACGUGCGUGGGUCUGGCGCCGGUGUUGCUGCGCGGGACCCUCUCCAAAAGGCUGGUGCCCCGCGCAGGCCUCAGGUCACGACUCCUCUCCUGCGCCUCCUGCUUCGGUGCCGGCGUCUUCAUCUUCGUCUGCUUCAUGGGGCUCCUGCCUGCUGCCGAUCGCAAGUUCCACCGCUUUCUUGAGGAGCUGUAUCGGGCAGACGAGGACUGGGAGGCGUUCGCAGAGUUUCCCUGGGGCUUCUUCGUGGUCACCUGCGGCUUCCUCGUGGUCUUCACCAUCGACAAGCUGGUGCACGCGAUGGAGGACAGUCGCAGCUACAGCAGUGGCGGCCUCGCCCUGCUGACCAAGCCCACUGACGACACUCUGGAAGAUCAGCACUUCAGCUUGGACAGUACCGCCAUAGACCACCCUAGCCACCACCUCCCCAGUCACAAAGUUGGCCACGGCGUACCUUCCUCGAUGAUCUUCCUCAUGGCCUUGGGCAUCCACUCGCUCUUCGAAGGCAUGGCUGUUGGCCUCCAGACGGAGAAGGACAAGGUGCUCGAGUUCUCGGUGGCAGUCAUGGUGCACGAGGCUGUCAUGGCCUUCACCUUCGGCUUGGAGGUGAGCAAGAGUCGGGUACUAAGUGGGUGGAGUAAGGUGCUAUACGUUAUGAUGUUCACCUUCACCAUCCCGCUGGGCAUCGUGGCCGGGGUCGGCCUCCAGAAUGCUCCCUCUGACAACAGGGAAAUUGUCUCCGCGGUGCUAGAAGCCUUUGCAACAGGUAUCUUCAUUCAUGUAAUAUUCAUCGAGGUUCUGGCGAAGGAGUUCCCCAGCCACCACCACCUCAACCACCACCACCACCUCAACCACCACCACCUCAACCACCACCAGCACCAGCAGACGGGGGAUGAUCAGGCCCCACCCUCGCCACCCUCGGAGAUCUGUCUCGUGAUGGAGAAAGUGACGUGUAUUUGUUGUGGUCUGCUCACGCUAAUUCUUAUUAAUGUGUUCAUGCAUGCCCACCACUAGUGCCUUGUGACCCCUGGUGUUGCGUCUGCCACUAGUGCCUUGUGACCCCUGGUGUUGCGUCUGCCACUAGUGCCUUGUGACCCCUGGUGUUGCGUCUGCCACUAGUGCCUUGUGACCCCUGGUGUUGAGUCUGCCACUAGUGCCUUGUGACCCCUGGUGUUGCGUCUGCCACUAGUGCCUUGUGACCCCUGGUGUUGCGUCUGCCACUAGUGCCUUGUGACCCCUGGUGUUGCGUCUGCCACUAGUGCCUUGUGACCCCUGGUGUUGCGUCUGCCACUAGUGCCUUGUGACCCCUGGUGUUGAGUCUGCCACUAGUGCCUUGUGACCCCUGGUGUUGCGUCUGCCACUAGUGCCUUGUGACCCCUGGUGUUGAGUCUGCCACUAGUGCCUUGUGACCCCUGGUGUUGCGUCUGCCACUAGUGCCUUGUGACCCCUGGUGUUGCGUCUGCCACUAGUGCCUUGUGACCCCUGGUGUUGCGUCUGCCACUAGUGCCUUGUGACCCCUGGUGUUGAGUCUGCCACUAGUGCCUUGUGACCCCUGGUGUUGCGUCUGCCACUAGUGCCUUGUGACCCCUGGUGUUGCGUCUGCCACUAGUGCCUUGUGACCCCUGGUGUUGCGUCUGCCACUAGUGCCUUGUGACCCCUGGUGUUGCGUCUGCCACUAGUGCCUUGUGACCCCUGGUGUUGCGUCUGCCACUAGUGCCUUGUGACCCCUGGUGUUGCGUCUGCCACUAGUGCCUUGUGACCCCUGGUGUUGCGUCUGCCACUAGUGCCUUGUGACCCCUGGUGUUGCGUCUGCCACUAGUGCCUUGUGACCCCUGGUGUUGCGUCUGCCACUAGUGCCUUGUGACCCCUGGUG